Acanthochromis polyacanthus (spiny chromis) is the source of this 1609-nucleotide messenger RNA. RefSeq lists its product as uncharacterized. The record is from RefSeq and is a predicted model, not a curated record. The transcript is spliced from 6 exons. Bases 1 to 1005 code for a protein of 334 amino acids. NCBI's taxonomy places the organism in Eukaryota, Metazoa, Chordata, Actinopteri, Pomacentridae.
AUGCCAAUGGAGACACGGAAGAACAGGAGAGGACGUGAAGAACAUUUCGUCAGCGGUCGGCACUUAAACCUGAAUGAUUUGAAGCAGGAAGCUCAACAUUUGAGAAACCAGUACCUCUACAAAGAAAACAUCCCAAACUCACCAAAGCCGGAGUUCCAUGUGACUCGUCUGAAACACGACACAGAUCAAGAUGGAUUGAGGGGCAUCAGGAUGGACGAAGGCUUCAGGGUUCCACACGGAGGCUUGAAUGAUCCCCACAAAGGCGUCCUGUUGUGGUGGAGUCUGGCUGUGGGCCCUGAGGAGGUGAAGUCAGCUGAGACGAGGCUCCUGCAGCAGAAAUUCUCCAACCUCACAGAGGAUGAGGUCGCCAUGCAUCCCAGCUUCCUCUAUAAGUUUACCAGCUCUCCAGCCUUCUCAGAGAAGUCCAGGCUGGGUUCAUACCGCUUCACCUUCAACCUGAAGGACGUACUGGAGGCCUACAGCCAGCAGUUUUGCUCUGGAGAUCAGCCGGUCAUGAGGGUCUAUGAAACUGUCCUGUACAAAAUGGAAGUGCAGCAUACUGUGUUGGUCCACAGUCCAGUCAAUCAGGAGCUCUUCUCUGACUAUCCUCUGCUGACUGACGAUCUGAACGCCGUCUGUGUUUACAAAGACGGUCACUUCAUCUGGAGGCCGUACGCCAUGAGUGAGACUCACAGGUAUGAGUUGGUGGAGAGACCUGGAGAAAACCAGAUGGAUGCUCAGGAGUGGCAUCCUCCAGAGUUUUAUAUCUGGGAUAAUGUUGCCAUCGCCCUGCAUGUGGGCAAAGAGGUGCUGAAGUUCGAUGCUGAUAAGCUGAGAAAGAACCUCAAGUUCUGCCAGAAGGGCAAGCCAGUUAUCGGGACUUUUGAUAGUUUUGAGGACGCUGAAAACCAAGUUCAAGAUCUGUGGCCGGACUGUGACUCCCCACUGGACAAGGAGUGUUCACUGGAGCAGCAUUUCACAGGUGCUGGGAUUGGCCAGGUGUAAUCAUUGAGAUGUGGAGCACCUGGGCCCGCUGCUCCACCUCAGCUAUACUUCCUUCCUGUGAUCUGUCUGGGCUCUCUCUGCUCCUGGUUCCAGUCGCCUGAGCCACAUCCACAUUAUUUAGCUUCUUUUGUUAGUGCACCUUUCAACACCUUGCAUCACAUCACUUCCACACAGCCACAUACACACGACUGAUAUUACAGACUAGACACACUCCAUACUUACAGUUAUCCUUUGAUUAUUUUACUUUAAUUUGUAAUAAAUUGCUUGCUUUUAAGGAAACACAGGUUUUACUGACGGGAGUUAGUUUAAUUUCUAAGAAUCUAUAUUUACUCACAUUUUUGUCUGAGAAUCAGGACCUUAAUCUCUUAACCACCUUAAUUUGUAUUUGCACACUUUUUUGUUUUGCUAUUUAUUUUACACAUAAAACACUUUAUCAUUGGUACAUUCUUUACAUGGGACAGUGUUCUUAUUGUGUAUUUUUAUUUAUGGUGGUGGGACUCUUUCUGCUGUAACAACCAAACUAUUAUAACAUUGAGUACAGAUGUAUUUACAUACUUCUAUUUUGUCUACAAUUACAUUAAAAGUGUGGACAUUUUGCUUGAUU